Triticum aestivum (bread wheat) is the source of this 1183-nucleotide messenger RNA. RefSeq names its product mitochondrial metalloendopeptidase OMA1-like. Gene Ontology annotation, molecular function: metalloendopeptidase activity. Gene Ontology annotation, cellular component: membrane. The record is from RefSeq and is a predicted model, not a curated record. The transcript has 3 exons. NCBI's taxonomy places the organism in Eukaryota, Viridiplantae, Streptophyta, Magnoliopsida, Poales, Poaceae. Bases 108 to 953 code for a protein of 281 amino acids.
GUAUAUAUACUUCGUACGUGCAUCAUCCGCACGGCCUGUAAUCAAGCACCGCACCUCAUCCUCCGGCCGGCGGCGUAUCCAUCGGUCGGUCAAACGACGGCGCCGCCAUGAACUUCCUGAGAAACUCGCGCUCCGUCUUCUCCAGGCUCAAGACCGUCCGGCGCUACUCAAACCCGGCGCAGCCUCAGCCGGCGCGUCCCAGGGUCCUAGACUCGGUCCGAGGGCUCUUCUCCGGCCACGCCAAGCCUGUCGCCGCCUCUCAAACCGCCGCGCAGGCACAGCCCCAAGAAGCAGGGCUCUUCUUCCCGUGGGGCUUGAUCUUCUUUUUCCUCACCUGCGACCGUGAGAAGGUGCCGUGCACCAACCGCGCCCACUGGGUCUUCCUCUCGCCGUCGUGUCACGCCUUAAUGGGGAACAUCAUGUUCGAGAAGAUCGAGGAGAAACGCGGGCCGGCCAUCCUUGGCCCGUCUGACCCCAACACCGUCCGUGUCCGGCAAAUCGCCUCCGGUAUUAUCCGCGCAGCCCAUGACCUCUUCCCCCGCGGCAACGAUGACCACGAUGAUAAGCAGGAGACGCCGGAGCGCCAUGACUUCAAGUGGGAGGUGGUCAUCGUCGAUGAUGACAAAGCUAAGGCGUACAGCUUGCCCAAUGGUAAGAUUGUAGUCUACACGGGAUUGAUGAACUGCCUAAAGACCGAUGCUGAAAUUGCCGCCCUUAUUGCACAUGAGGCCGGACACGUUGUUGCAAACCAUGACAUGGAGUUCUCAAGGAUCCUUCCGUUCUUUGACACACUAGCCUCGCAAAGGAAUGAGAUGGAGGCGGAUCUCAUCGGGCUGAAGCUACUUGCAGCCGCUGGUUUUGAUACACACGUUGCCCAUGGGGUCUAUGAGACGUUCGGGCAGAUCGGAGGAAACUGGUGGUCCCGAUUUCAUCCUUGGUGUAAGAAAGAAUAACUGUUUUUCAUCGGGAGGCAAGGUCAUGGAGGAGGCGCUAAAACUGUACAAGCAAAUUUGUGCCGGAAGAGACGUCGACUGAAAUAUUAAUUUUAGAAUAACUUCAUAAACAAUAUUUAUUUCAUCGGUGGCAAGUUUUCCAAUAUUAAUUUUCGAGUAACUUUGUAAACAAAAUUUAUGACAUUUAAUUCGUUGGCUUGCUACGUGAACAAUGAAUAUAUUAUUUUUUU